This is a messenger RNA of Haliotis rufescens (red abalone), 2412 nucleotides long. RefSeq lists its product as uncharacterized. Lineage: Eukaryota; Metazoa; Mollusca; Gastropoda; Lepetellida; Haliotidae. The record is from RefSeq and is a predicted model, not a curated record. The coding region runs from base 890 to 2062 and encodes 390 amino acids. The transcript has 2 exons.
AGGAAUGGUCGUCGGUUAUGGAGUUUUUAGUCAAUACUAACGUUGGUCCGGACUGGCCCGGCUGUUGAGGCAAUCCCGUUGACAUUGAUAAAUGCUCUACCUUAUGAGUAUCACUUUUAAAUGCCAUUCAAAGACUUCAUUCAUUAUGUUUUAUGAAGUUUUUGUGCAUAUAACAUUUUAUGAAACAAAUAAAAUUGCGCUCAAUAUGAUUUCAUUUUCAUUCUAUACCUUAUUUAUCUAUAUAUUUCCUCAUUAUCAUAACCCAUUAAAUAACACAAGUUCGACAAGAAACAUCAAAGGGCGGCGCGAUUCAUCUUCCUGCUAAUACAUAAAAAUAAACCGCCUGCGUGGGAAGACCCCAACAAACCGUCUGUGAGUAUUUCCGCAUCAUUUAGCACAGGGUGAAGGACGUGAUAUGUGGGAGCACAAACUGCGUUGGUCAUGGCGCUGUUUUAACAACCUCCUCGCCGCAUUCUAACCCAGCUUAUCAGUAUAACAUGGGCGGGGGUCGAAGUCCCAGGUGCUCAGAUUCUAGGUGCAUAACUCAUAACCCAGAAGCACAGAUAUGUUGCUGAUAGACCAUAAAUCACCGGAAUAUACCCAGCAGAGAAAAAGCAUAAGGUAUCAACCCCAACUCCUUCGAUCGGAUUGAUAAGGGCAGACCAUAUACAGCUAAACCACGUGAUUAAUGGACAGGUAUUGUGCAGUCAGGUUAUCACUGGAAAACCUGUUGUUUGUAUGAAUACAGGACACCAAGUCGCAUUCAGGACCAAGAGAGGCAACACUUGUUCCCGGUACAACGUGUGAAACUAGGUCACGACUACAUGUACAGGAAGGGCAUCGUCCUACCGUCAGCGUUAACAUUGAGAUAACAGUUCAAGGCACAAGAAUGAAUCUCAGGUCUCGACGUCAGUGUCAACUCGUUGCAUUUUGCAGUUGCCCGUUGGUUCUGAUAGCACUCGCCUACUCAUUUCUAGGAAUCAAGGGAACAGUACAUUAUAGUACAUUUCAAAUCUUGAGCGGAAAAGGCCAAGUUUCCUAUGGGAAUAAUGACAGUGCUUCAGGAAUACAAACCCCUCCUGAGGAAUAUUUUGUCAGGCCUCGGUGGGAAAAGAAAUAUUUCAUCUAUGACUGUGCCAACGGUAACUGUGGUGGUCUAGGGGACAGACAGGAAGGAAUUGUCGGUGCUUUCAUUAUUUCACAAAUGUUAAGCCGGAAGUUCAAAGUGAAGAUGUUAGUACCAUGUGAUAUCGGUAAUUUCCUCCAAGCAAACAAAGUUGACUGGAUUCUACAAAGUUCUGAAAUUAGUGACCUGAAAAGUAGCGCAUACAAGCGAAUUGACGCUGAUGCAUUUAAGCUACGAGAUAAAAUUGCAAAAUCUCUUGAUUUAGAGAAGGAAUUUCCUUCCGAUGUCACACAUUUUACUGUUAAUCAAGAAAUGGUUAACUAUCUAAAGUUACAUCCACUAUUUAAGUCUCUUCGGUGGGCACAUAAUCAGACAACAACUGACAUAUACAAUAUUGUUUUACGGCGGUUGUUUAGAAUGAAACCUGAAGUCCAGAAAAGGUUUGAUCUUUAUCAAUCUUCAGCCCGUAGCAACGGGAGGAAACUCGUGUGUGCUCAUGUGCGUGUGAGGGGGAAUCCUACAAUUCCAAAUGAUUGGUACACCCCCACACCUUUGAACGUAAGUGUUGUUUGGAACUUCCUCCGCCAGUAUAAUAACAGCGCCCUCUAUCGGAUGUUCGUAGCCACAGACUCACAGAACGUGCGACAGGACGCCAAGAGGCUGUUUCCAGAUGUCAUUCAAGAUUUGGAGGGGAAUAUAGUUCAUGUUGAUCGUGACAAUCAUGCAAAAGAUUACGCAUGCGCGGGGUUUGGUAAAGUGAUUCUUGAUCAACAAACGAUGUCAUCAUGUGACGUAUUCUUUAUGACAGACAGCGGACUUGGACGAAUCGCAUCCAUGAUGCGAGGAACAGAUAAAGACCUGUACUGUAUGGCUAGCAAGUCCACCUACAGAAAGUGCUCUUUUAGUGAUAAAGCUUUCUUUCCACAGUUCUGGUAGGUGCCAUAGUUGCAAGUGUGUGCAUACGCCUGGUGUCUGUUGUAGGAUAGGCCCCAAAUCACACACGGCUGUACGACGAUUAUAAUAUUGUAAUCAUCAAAUGUUCCCAGGGAACACACGUCUUUAUUCACAUUACUGUAAAAAUAUGUCCUAACGGUCUAACAUCUUCUUCAUUCUACCUUGCAACGCAUCCCCUUCGUCCGCCAUAUUCGUUCUACAUUCCUUAAGAGUUAUCCCCCUUCACUGCCCGUACAUCAAGCUCCUCACAGCGAUAGUCCGUUCGCGGAGCUCUCUAUACUUUCGCUGCCACCAGUCAAAAUUCUCCACUGUGAUAGGUGGCCCCAACCAUU